This is a messenger RNA of Orbicella faveolata, 3498 nucleotides long. RefSeq lists its product as uncharacterized. Lineage: Eukaryota; Metazoa; Cnidaria; Anthozoa; Scleractinia; Merulinidae. The record is from RefSeq and is a predicted model, not a curated record.
CGUAUCAAUCACGAAAGAGGUUUCUGUACUUUAUUACGUGAAGAAUUUCCAUCCAUAAUUCUAAGGAACCACGAGACCAUGAUCGUUUUGCGAAUUCUUCUUCGUCUUUUUAUUUGUCAUCCAAUAACCUCCUGUAAACUCCUAUGUUUAGUAUAGCGUAUGUCUGCAGCCUCAGGAUAAGUCAUGUUGCUUAGCAACGCCACUGACCAAAAGUAUUGAUACGUGCCUAGACUAAGAAGAGAAACACUAGGGUCAAUUUCGGUAAUGUGCUCGCAUACAUGAGACUGUCAGCCUGAAGCUCAUAUCACAUGUCUACUGGCAUAAAGUCUGCCACAGAUUCUCUUGGUUUCGCAGCAAGGAUCGACCGCAGUGAUUAGGUGUUUUUGUACUUGUCUUUGCUCUACUCUAGCUGGUACAGUAACUGUGUCAGAGUUUCAAUUCUGUAGUCAGCGCUAGAUUUUCUUAACGCCAAAUAUUGGAAAUUCGCGAAAAUAUUGCUUUACUGCUAAUACAUCCGGAAAAUUUUGGCGUUAACGAUCAAUUGCGAAUUCUGGGUAUUUCUACUGAUUCAUAGCAUGAGAGAAUGGAAUAUAAAAUUCAAUUUUCACCUGUGCAACAUUUCCAGAUAACAUUGAUGCCCAUGCAUUAGACCGAGUUUUGAUUGAGUGUCGUGAAACCAAAAUAAAAGUCAACACUCUGGCAAAUCCCACAGGACGCAGACAAUCUAAUGAACCAAUCAAAACUGAUUCGCAGCGCGGGAAAACGCGUGCGAGCUAGUCGCGAUUAUUAGUUUUAGCUCUCCUUGUGAUUGGAUGACAAAGUGGCACGAUUUUUUAAGCCAAUCAUUCAGCGAAGUAACGCAAAACUACAGGGAAAGCGUAUCACUUUCGACACCUAUGUAAAAACCGCUCUAUCUCCGUUUUAACUGGACUUGAAGACGUUAACGUUACGCCCGCUCUUCACUAUUGAUUUGUUUAGAAUAUAUAAAGGCUACUAUGCAAAUAAACGCUGUUUUUGUGCAGGUGCAUCGAUGACAACUGUUCCUCCCCAACGUCGCCCGGAAUUGAAACUAGACGGGUGGGCCAUGUGAUGUGUUGAAGCAAUUAGUGUGUGGCAGGUAAAACGGACAGGUUUGCUUAUUUGGCACACAAACAAACCACCAGGUGAUGCUGAGAGCUGCCAUGUUGUCAUUUGUUGUUUUAGGUGUUCUGAUUAGCUCCAGGAAAUACUCGUGGUUAUUUUUAUCGACUCGUUCACAGCAGCCAUAACAUCCAAUCUGCAGUCAUCGCUAAGGCUUCCGCAAUUAUUCCAUUUUUCCAAGGAUUUAAAAGAAGUCCAACCCUGAGCAAAAAAGUCCGCCACACCAAUUGUAUCAUGCAUCUUUUGAUUUUGUCCUUCUUGUUGUUUGGUUUGACGUUAAGUUUUGUUUCAGCUGUCCCUUCACCUCAGUGGCUCUAUGAACAAAUCCAUGCACUCCCAGACGGGGAUACCACUGAACUGCAUACUAAGAAGUCGAACAUCCCAGAGAACAAAAACCACGCGCUUCCUCAUAAAAGAAAAGACGGAGUAAAGAAACUGUUCAAUUUCCUGGAUUCUGCUAUACAAGAAAGCGGAAGCGGAAGCGGAGAGAGCUCAGGCCAAGAACCGGUUGCUUUGGAUACUGAAAAACAUUAUAGCUCUACUGGAAAACAGUUUUCUGGAGCUGCCAGUUCCAAACAGCAGGAGACUACAAGUUCUAGCGACCACGCGCAACAGAAGCCAGAAGAAACAAAGGAAGCUUUGAUAAAGGAAAACCAAACAUCAUCAAAUACGAAUAAAGCAGGAUUGACUGGUAAUAGUCAGCAAGGUUCAACUGCUUUGUCUCCAGGCUUAAAUCCUCAAAAUACACAAGCGGUUAGCCACUAUGUUACAACCAAUCAACAAGGAGGACAGAGAGGUGUUGUAACAUCACCACAGGGAACAGUAGUUUAUGUGGCUAAUGCAAGGCCCCAAAGUUUAGCAUAUUCAACGAACACUUCUCCUUACACUCGCUUCAUGCAAAACCAGAAAGCAACGAACGCUUACUUACUCGCUGGACAGCUGGCACCGCCAUAUGGUUAUACUGCGUCACGUAGGCGACCACCAGCUAUUCCAGUUCGAAGUCGAGUCGCCACAGGUCAGACAUUAAGACCACAGCCCGCUCUAGUAACUGACCAUCAUCUAUUGGCUGGAUCGCCACAGAGAUCUAACAUCCGAGGAGGACCAUUCUACACUUCAAUGACAGUAAUGGGCCCUAAUCAACAUGGGAGUUACUUUACAGCUGCACACGGAGCCCUUGUUGCCAAAGGCAAGUCCUCAGAACCUUUACAGGAGAAAGCGUACGGCCAGCUCAAGACACAACGGGAUCAGUUUCAUCAACAAACAAGAGCUCUCAUCCCCGGCAGGGCACCUGCAAUACAACCAUACUAUCGUUAUCCAAACCCACCCCCUGCUAGUUUGCCUGGCCAGGUCAGAGCUGCAAUUCAGCCCCAUUUCCCAUACCAGCGUCCAAACUUUGUAGUCUCCCGGGCUCGAAUGCCUGCAUUAAGGCGUAUAGUUAUGUCUCCACCCAACCCCGCAAGUCUACCUGGACAGGUGUACUAUAGAAACGCUAUUCCUCAACGCCAGGCAAGCUUCACGCGUCUUGCGCAUGCUCCUAUGCGGAGCUAUGGUUAUCUGCAGACAAAGCAGGCGCGUAUUGGGAGGGCUGUAAACAAUCGAAAGCCACAGCCUCGAACCCUUCUGACGUCACUAACAGCAGCUGCAGCCAGGCUAGUGGUGCCUGCUCGGCCUGACCCUUACGACAAUUCAGCCACGGCUGAGUCGAUUUGGCCAGCGGCUGCUCCGCGAAAAGGAGCACAUGCCGUGAGGUCAAAUACACAUCCGGAAAAUGUCUAAGUCUCUAAUCCAGUUAUUUUAGUCAUGCACUGUUUCAAUUUCCAGCUAGACUUCAGUUCCAUUGUGAAUGCUGCAAAACUGAUUUGAAAUCCAUGGCGAUAGUAAUGGCCAAUCACGUGACCAGAGUUUUAACACCCAAUUCUAUCUCGGCACGUGACGACGCUCCAUUGGUUUAUUCUAAAUUAAGCGAUUUAGAAAUAAAUUUUGAGAGCUUCGCAUGGGUCGUGGCAAUCUUGGAACUAACUACAAUCAUGUAAGGACGAUUUUGACUUGAAAGAAACAUCCAUUGCUUCUUUCUCUAAAGAGGAUGAGUGCCCUAUCUGUCGCUGGUUGAUCAUGGCGACGUACAUUGUUAUAAGAUGUAAAUUCAGUUUGUUGUUAGAAUAGCAGAAACGUAAGGGCGUCAGAGGGUAAUUUUAUACUUGUUUGUCAGGAUUGAAAGAACAUGAGGUUUAAAAUAUUUUUGUUAAUGUAAAUGUCAUUUUCCAAAUAAAAUGAUAAAGUGUACAUUAAAGUUUUCACUUUUACUGUUUUCGCUUGCACAUGAUAACUUCGUUAGGUCUUAGUUACUCUAGUGUUCUU